UGGCUGCUUCGACGCCAUUUUGGCGUGAAUAAGACCGAAAUAAUUUGGAACUUUCCCGAUGUUUGCCCCGUACAGACGCAGUACAGCUUUUCAAAGUUCAUUAUCGACAUCAUAUAAACUUUGUACGUGUCAGGAAGCUUCAAAGCCAUUUUGGAGCUUUCGUUUAAUCGUGAAUGGAGUAAUAUGAAUCUUGACUGUUUAUCAUGUGCUUUGGCUGAAAUUAGUUAUUCAGUGGCAAACCUAACAAAGAAAAAUUUCAAAGCCGUCGUUACAGAAAUAAACCACCUUGUAAGCCAGCACGGAGCAGACGCUGAUAGGCAUCUGUUCCGUUGCCUAUUUUCUCAUAUAGAAUUUGGAGGAGACGGGAAAGGCAGUGGCAAAGAUUUUCAUCAAACUCAGUGCUUAAUUCAAGAGUGUAGCACACUAAUAAAUAAACCAGACUUUGUUUCAAUCUUGUGUAACGCUAUAGACAACCCAUUACAACAACAGAAGAGCCUAAAGCCCUCGUCACACCUAUUUCCUCAGCUAAGUAAAGUGCUGAAGUUAAGUAGGGUUCAAGAAGUGGCCUUUGGUUUAGCGUUAUUACAUUCAACCAAUCAAAACAUCAGUACGCAAGCUGGACAAUUUGUGAAGCAGAAAUUUCCUGAUCUUGUUCAUUCAUACGUGGAUGUAGAUAGUGCAAGUCAUCAAGAAGGCGGCCUGCAAGAUACAGCCAUAGAAACUCUACAUUUUCUUCUAAGCCACUUAUUACAUGGAAAAAACCAGUUGGGUGUAGGAGUAGAACAAAAAGAAGCCUUAUUGAAAGCCUUACGUAGAGAUUUUCCUCGAGAACGUGUACCAGCUGUGCUUAAUCUUAUUCUCUACCCAGAAUUAGAGGACAUACCAACAAACAAACUUUUUGAUACAUCAGUUUUACCAAGUUCUAUGAUGGCCGCUUCUUUAGCAGAUUUGAUAUUGGAAUCAGGAUGCGGUUGCACAGUUACAGUAGAAGAAUGCCGAAAUCGGUUGAUGCAGUUUGGUGUGAAAGAAAUAACUCCGUCAUCAAUUGCAAAAGUCUUAGGAAUGAUGGCCCGGUACCCCAAUGGCUUGAAUGAACAGGUGCCGACAAAUCCUGGCUGGAAUGACACUCAAGGUGAGACAAUUUGGAACGAAGAAGUAUUUGUCUUAGUAGUGAAAGAUCUCGCUCCACACUUGAAUUGGAAGGAAGUUGUAGCUAAUUUAGACUACCCAGGUUUUAUUGUCUCUAAUAACAAAGGCCUUCGUCUGCUCGUCCAGGCACUAUUCCGUGGAUUGCAAGCCAUCUUCCCUGUUGAGUAUAUCUACAAGUCAUGGCAUAAUGUUGAAGGUCAGCUGUCUUUUAUCAAUAAUGCUCUACGCUCCCCAGAUGUGUUCAGUUUUGCUGAUUAUCCAGGUGACACAGUGCUUAUUGACAUACUCAAAACAACUCCUAAUGAAGACGAUCGUGACAUUAAAACUUGGAAAUCUCUUGAUCUGGUAGAAACCUUGCUGAGAUUGUCUGAAUCUGGACAUUACCAACCAAUUCAUGAUUUGUUCAAAGUCCCCAUUCAAAAAUGUCCAGACAUUUUGGUUUUGGCACUACUUCAAACAAAAACCUCAUGGAAUAUUUUGAAACAAGAACUUAUAUCAACAUUGAUGCCAGUAUUCUUGGGCAGCCAUACCAAUUCAGCCGUUGUACUGCAUUAUGCUUGGCACCACCAAGGCCAUUCAAAUAAUAUCAGAACCCUUAUAAUGCAUUCAAUGGCAGAAUGGUACAUGCGUGGAGACCAACAUGAUCAGAUGAGAUUAUCAAGAAUUCUAGAUGUAGCCCAAGACUUGAAAGCACUUUCUAUGCUCCUGAAUGCCACACCAUUUGCAUUUGUCAUAGAUUUAGCAUGCUUGGCAUCGAGAAGAGGAUACCUAAAAUUAGAUAAAUGGCUGUCAGAUAAAAUCAAUGAACACAAGGAACCCUUUGUUCAGGCAUGCGUUAAUUUCCUUAAAAGAAGAUGCCCCCAACUGCUUGGAGCACCUUUAAAAGAAGAUCACAAUCAAUUGAAAAGUCAGCAGCUGCUGCCAGAAACUGUGGCAACCAUGCUUAAUCAUCUUAAAACUUGGUCAAGCCACGUUUCUCAAGAACUUGCUGAUGCCAUAUCUGCCAUGUACAGCAAUGCAGGUUCCCUGUUUAAAGCAAGGCAAGCUCAGCCCCCACCUGGACCAACUGGUGGUCAAUUUCCUAAUGUCAGCCCCCUGGAUGUUUUGUCUGGAAUAGGUGUCCUAGGAGGACACAAUCCUGCUGUAUCACAGACAUCAGUUUCGUCAGCUUUUCCGCAAGUUUCAUCAGGAUUUCAACAAACUGCUCCUCCAUUGCCACCUGCCAACACAGCUACACCAGGUUCUCCCUCUAAAGCUUUCCCUGGACUUUCUCAAAGCACACCUGGUUUUAACACUAUCCAUAAUUUGUCAUCUCAGUUUCAGACCUCUUCAACUGGUCCUCCAGGUGAUAUGUCAGGAAUCUUCCCAGAGAUGAAUCAACAAUUCAGCAAGGAUGUAGAAGACAAGGCUAAUACAUACUUUCAACAGAUCUACAAUCAGCCACCCCAUCUUACCAUGACAAUAGAUGAAGUCUUGGACAUGUUGAAAAGAUUCAAAGAUUCCCAAAAUAAGCUGGAACGAGAUGUAUUUGCUUGUAUGUUGAGAAACCUUUUUGAAGAAUACAGAUUUUUCCCCCAGUAUCCUGAAAGAGAACUUCACACAACUGCUGUCUUGUUCGGAGGAAUCAUAGAACAAGGGAUUGUCACAUAUUGGACCUUGGGAAUAGCUUUGAGGUACAUUUUGGAAGCCUUACGCAAACCCCAUGGCAGUAAGAUGUAUUAUUUUGGAAUUGCUGCACUUGACAAGUUCAAAUCCAGACUUAAGGAUUACCCCCAGUACUGUCAGCACUUGGCUGCUAUUCCACAUUUCUCCCGUUUUCCACAACAUCUGAUUGAGUAUGUGGAAUAUGGAGCCAGAUCCAAAGAGCCACCUCAUAUGCCACAAGCAGUCCCAGGAUCGCUUUCACAGUCUUUAUCAGGUUUAUCUAUUCAAGGUGGCCCAAUGGGCAAUAUGCCACCAAGAUCAACUGCCACACCCCAAGAAGGAUGGCCGGAUGUAAGUGGUGGAACUGCUCCUAAGAUGACAUCAGCUCCCACAGCCCCUGCUACACCAGCAACUACUUCAGCUGAGAUCAAACCCCCUGUUGGUGCUACAUUCCAAAAGCCUUCAAUUGCUACAGCUACUAACAUUGAUACAUUGCUUGCUGGUCAACAGAAGGAUGAAGUUGCUGUACCACCUGAAGCACUCCAAGAUAAAGUCUUCUUUAUUUUUAACAACCUUUCUCUGGCUAAUAUGAGUCAAAAAGGAGAAGAGCUGAAGGAACAGAUUGGUGAAGAAUACAUACCAUGGUGUUCCCAGUAUCUCGUUAUGAAAAGAGCUAGUAUUGAACCAAAUUUCCACACCCUGUAUUCUAACUUUGUAGAUGUUCUGCAAAUACAGGAAUUGACUGAUCUCAUAAUCAAAGAAACCUUCAGAAAUAUCAAAGUUCUGUUGAGAAGUGACAAAGGAGUUGCUAACUUCUCUGAUAGAACCUUAUUGAAGAAUUUAGGACACUGGCUUGGAAUGCUUACAUUAGCCAAAAGCAAACCCAUCCUACAAAUGGAAAUAGAUGUCAAGUCUCUAAUCUAUGAAGCUUACCAAAAAGGUGCCCAGGAGUUGCUGUAUGUGGUGCCUUUUUCAGCAAAGGUAUUAGAAUCUUGCUCUAAAAGCAAAGUUUUUAAAGCCCCAAAUCCUUGGACACUUGGUAUAAUGAAUGUACUAGCUGAACUUCACAUGGAACCUGAUUUAAAACUGAAUUUGAAGUUUGAAAUUGAAGUGUUGUGUAAAACACUGAACAUAGACAUCAAUGAACUAAAGCCCACCAAUUAUUUGAAGGAUCCAAUGAGGAUAUCAAGUAUAGAGCCCCAGUUGUCAGCACCACGUCCACAAGAAACUGUCACAACCCCAACACCUCAACCAUUUGCAGGUGCCUCAAAUUCUUUGAUGAAUACACUUCUACCACCCAUGAUCACAACAAUAAUGGGUUCUGGAACAAGCACUACAACUACCAUCUCAGCCACUACUCCAAGUCUGCCGCCACAACCCCAGUAUAGCUUCAAUGAGAUCAAUACCCACUCAUUAUCAGGGCUGGCUCAACAUAUCAUCAUAAGUGACCAGAUUGCAUUGUUCCAUACUAAUCCCCAACUCAAGCAAUAUGUCAGAUCUGCCUUGGAAAAAGCUGUCCAAGAACUCCUUCCUCCAGUUGUUGAAAGAUCCAUAAAAAUAGCUUUAACAACAUGUGAACAGAUUGCCAAAAAAGACUUUGCCCUUGAUCCGGAGGAAGGCAGGAUGAGAUCUGCAGCUCACUCAAUGGUUCGAAAUAUAACAUCAGGUCUUGCUCUCAUCACUUGCAGAGAGCCUUUGUUUAUCAACAUCUCUAACAACUUGAAGACUGCAUUCAUGGCAACAUUAAGAGGAGCAAAUCCUGCUCAAAAAACAGUAAUUGAAGAGGCAGUCCAAGCUUUAGCCCAAGACAACACAGAACUUGCCUGUGCAUUCAUCCAGAAAACAGCUGUUGACCGAGCAAUCCCCGAAAUGGACAAGAGGCUGUCAUCAGAAUUUGAUUUGCGUAAACAUGCAAGAACAGAAGGAAGAAGAUACUGUGACCCUGUUGUUUUGACUUACCAAGCAGAGAGAAUGCCAGAACAAAUAAGGCUUCGGGUAGGAGGUGUAACACCUCAGCAAAUAGCUGUUUAUGAAGAAUUUGCAAGAAACAUUCCUGGCUUCCUGCCAAUGACUACUGACACCAAUUUUCCACCAGGAGUUACUAAACCCAUACCGUCAUAUGCCCAGGAUGAAAUAAUGAUAAUCUAUGAAAAGAUAGUGCGAGAGAUUGAGCAACAUCUACAACAGAUGAUCAACAUCCCAUCUAGUAAUCCUAUGAUAGCACAACUCAACAGUUUGAUGGAAGCAAUCAUCCUUGCCAGACAAAAUCGAGAAAUGGUCACAGCUGUAGCACUGCUUCAAAAAGCAGUAGAGGGCUUACUUGAUCAGUACACUUUAACAAGUAUGUCUGAGCAAGAACUGUUCUUAAGAUACCGGGAAUGUCAUCUUUUAGUUCUACGAGGGCUUCAAGACCAACGGGCUUAUGGUAGUCAAUGGGCAAGCAAAGAAGUUACAAGAUGCCUUAUCCAGUGUCGAGAUGAAUACAAAUAUAAUUUAGAAGCUGUGGAUCUGUUGAUCAGGAGUCAGUUAGUCAACUUGCAAAAUUACGACAUUUAUCUUGCAAAUCUCUUGCAAAAUGGCAUGAACAUCACAGCAUUACAGUUUGCCAUGCAACUUAUUCAGAAAUAUUGUACUGAUGAUAAGAGCCCCGUUUCAGAUGCAGAUUUUGCCACUACUGUAGAAACAUUGACCAUGAUUGCAGCUAGAUCCAGACAACAACCUGAAGGACUUACAACCUUGAUAGAAAUGAUUCGUCAAAAGACUCAGCAAAACAGCGAGACAAACAUGGGAAUGGAUCGUUCCUCUGGCAGUAGCACAACUUCCAUGAUGCAGUCAGGCAUUUCACAAGCUAGAGAGUUUGAUGAUCCUCCAGGACUUCACGAGAAAACAGAAUAUCUUUUACGAGAAUGGGUUACCAUGUAUCACUCUCCUGCUGCUGGACGAGACAGCACCAAAGCAUUCACAGCCUUUGUACAGCAAAUGCAUCAACAGGGAAUUCUCAAAACUGACGAUCUCAUUACCAGGUUUUUCCGUCUUUGUACAGAAAUGUGUGUGGAUCUUUGCUAUAGAGCUUUGAGUGAACAGACCCACAGCCCAACUUUGAUCAGAGCUAAAUGUUUCCACACUUUGGAUGCAUUCGUUAGACUCAUUGCAUUGCUUGUGAAGCAUUCUGGAGACUCUGCCAAUACAGUCACCAAAAUUAACCUGUUACACAAAGUUUUAGGAAUAGUAGCUGGUGUGUUGAUUCAAGAUCAUGAAGUUCGCUGCACAGAAUUCCAACAACUACCCUACCAUCGUCUCUUCAUCAUGUUGUUCAUUGAGUUGAAUGCACCAGAACCCAUUCUGGAAAGCAUAAACUUACAAGUUCUUUUGGCAUUUUGUCAAGUUUUUCAUAUCCUGCGUCCAGCUAAAGCUCCUGGGUUUGCUUAUGCCUGGUUGGAGCUGGUGUCCCACAGAGUUUUCAUAGGUAGACUACUGGCUCUCACUCCACAACAGAGAGGAUGGGGAAUGUAUGCCCAGCUCCUGAUGGAUUUGUUUAGAUUUCUCUCACCUUUCCUGAGAAAUGCAGAACUAAGCAAACCUACGCAGUUGAUUUACAAAGGAACAUUAAGAGUGUUGUUGGUGCUACUUCAUGAUUUUCCUGAGUUCCUGUGUGAUUAUCACUACGCCUUUUGUGAUGUUGUGCCGUCUAACUGCAUCCAGAUGAGGAAUCUGAUCUUGAGUGCAUUCCCAAGAACCAUGCGCCUUCCAGAUCCUUUCACACCAAACCUUAAGGUUGAUAGUCUACCAGACAUUGCACAACAACCUCGCAUAUUAACAAACUUUGUCUCAAUGAUUCAGCCAUCAUCAUUUAAGAAAGAUUUGGACUCAUAUCUGAAAACAAGAGCUCCUAUCAACUUUUUAUCGGAGCUCAGAAGCAAUCUUCAACAGUCUGUGGAACCGGGAUGUCACUACAAUAUUCCUCUAAUUAACGCUCUGGUUUUGUAUGUAGGUACUCAAGCCAUUCAUUUCAUCCAUGGUAAGGGUCAAUCAUCCAGUAUGGGAACCAUAGCUCCAUCAUCCCACAUGGACAUUUUCCAAAAUCUGGCUGUGAACCUUGACACCGAAGGUCGUUACCUGUUUUUGACUGCAAUAGCCAAUCAACUAAGAUAUCCAAAUAGCCACACACACUACUUCAGUUGUACGAUCCUGUAUUUGUUCGCUCAGGCUAACAAUGAGCAGAUCCAGGAGCAGAUAACACGUGUUUUGCUGGAGCGUCUGAUUGUCAACAGACCUCAUCCAUGGGGUCUUCUUAUUACUUUCAUUGAAAUGAUCAAGAAUCCAAAUUUCAAAUUUUGGAAUCAUGAAUUUGUCCAUUGUGCUCCAGAGGUAGACAAAAUGUUAGAAUCUGUUGCUCGAUCAUGUUUGCAGACCCCCAAACAACCUCCACCGGCUCGCGAACCAGAAAAUGCAGAGGUUCAUUAAACACUGUGUAAUUGAGAAAUCAAACUUUGGGUUGAUUUUGUGACCUUUGACCUGUGAUCUAUUUUGUGUGAUUUGUGAUUGACUAAACCAAAGUGCUGUUUUAUUUAGCAUCCAAGACUUAAGCAUCUAAUAGUUUAAUAGUAUCUGAUGGGAAAAUAACUAAAUAAGUUAAUGUUUAAAAAACGGCCUAGAAACUCAAAAUUUAAUUGUAUUUUAACAUCUAAUAAUAAUUGAGUGUCUUGUGUGAAUUAAAGUUAGAUUUUAUUUUUAUCUGAAACUGGUAUAUAAUUUAACCUCUUCACCAGAUUGGUAAUAAAAUUUUAGGUUUAAAUGGCUAUUAAUGUCUCCUUAUUAGUCCUUAUUCAAAUUAGAUAUUUGUUUUUCAUAAUUUUAUGGUUUUUUUAGGAAGUUAAUAUUGAUGUUUGUGAAAUUUUAUUUACUGCUAAGUGCUAGCUUUAUGUCGAAGAUAAUUUGUCAUUUAUUUAUUGACAUUCAUACAUGCAUGUGUAUGUCAUUCUUCUUUACUGCAGAAUUUUUUUUUAUAGCUGAGUCUAUGCUAUUGUAGUACACAGUUAUAUAAUAGAUUGGUUUGGCAACAUUUGGUCAGCUUUCCACAUAGGUGUGCUGGGUCUGUUAUCUUUUUUAGGGCUUUUACCCAAAUUUGGCCCAAAAAAUCUGAUUAUUACAUGAAAAUAAAAUUUAUGUGCUGUUCUGAAAUCUUCAUUCUUAUUUUGGAAUCCUAGUUUACAUAUUACUAUUAUUUGAAAGAAAUCUUGUUAUAUUUUUAGGGUUUCGUAUCCCCGGUUGUACGUGGCAAGGAGUAGGGUCGCCUGUCCAGCCUCGUGGGUUUUCUCCGGGUCCUCCGGUUUCCUCCCACUGCUAAAGACCCCUACGCGCAAGCGAAUUAUUGAAAUAAAAUUAAACCGUAUGUUAGUCCCGAAAUGACCUAGUUUGUGUCGAGUGGACGUUAAACCCCUUCUCUCUCUCUCUCUCGUUAUAUUUUUAGCCUAAAGAUCUACGAUUUUAGGUCACAGCCAAUGAAAAAUGCAGUAUUCUAAAUUAUUUAAGUUUUAAUGAAAGAGGAUAGCCUUGAUUACUCCUGUGUAAAAUUGUCUCUAAUUGUUAACGGUCAUGCACAGUUUUGCUUAUGUUUUACGGUUGGCCGAGAAGAAGUUUGACUUCUGUCUGAAGUAUGCAGAAUGCAUUGUUAACUGUUUGCUCAAAAAAAUUUCUCAGAAUUCUUGGUGUGAUAUGAAUGCGAAUAGAUAAUUGCAAGCAAUGCCAUUUUGUCCUCACUAAUAUUCAUUGUCGUCGAAACUGAGGAAAACUAGGCUGGAGUUAUCGAGACAGGAGUGCGACGCUGACCACUGUUGUCUAAUGGCGACUUUAGUUGUAAAAACUUCCAAUCAGCUAAUUUAAUAAGGCCUAUCAUUUACAUAUUUAUAUUCUACUUAACUUAAAUCACUAUGUUCAUUCUUAUUGUGUCAUUUAUCAAAGAUUCAAAUUUUUUUUAGUCUACAUUUAGAUGUUCAUCAAAUACAGUUGAAAGAAUUAUGUUCAAUUAUGCCUUUGCAGUCACAAUUGUAUUUGCUUUUAUUCUUUAAUGGUAAAUAUUUCAUCAAUUUAAUCUUUAUUGAGCAUUUUGAAGUUAUAAUUGUUAAGUUGUUAUUUUUGGAAAAUUUAUAUCAUCUAUGCUUAGAAUGGUUAUGUAUGUGUUAUGCUGGAUGUCAUUGGCUAGUUUGAAAAGCCAUUAAAUUGUCCCUAUCAUAAGAUCUUAAGAGAUUUGUUAGAAUAAGCUACAAAUAUUUGUUAUGUUGGUGAUUGGUUAAUUUGAACAGAAUUUCAACCAAUCUGAUUGUCUCUAUUAUCAUAUAUGUAUAUAAACAUGCUUCAUUUUCCCCAUUGAUAUUUGCUAUAUGUGUGAAUAUGUAAAUAUUAAGAUACUAGUGGAAAUAAUAAAGCCGGGUGCACACUAAAUUUUUGUCUGACCUCUUAGAUUUUAAUAGGGUUUGAAAAACUGUUUUGAUGGACGGGACUAGAAAUUAAAAUCUGUAGUAUUCCAUUGCUUUGUAAAUGUGGGAUUACAAAAAUGAUGGAAGGCACCCAACUAAGUUUGACAGAAAUGAAAAUGUCCAGUGUGCACUCGGUUUCAUGGGUAUUUUUGUGAUUACAAGUGUAGAUAUUAUCCUGUGUAUUAAAUAUGUUGAACUGUACCAGUGGGUACAUGCAUCGUAAUAUUUUUUCCUGCUAUCAUUUAUAUAUUAUACUAUAAUUGUUAUUACUUUAUAUUAUAAUGUAAACACAACCCUGUGUGGUUUGACGAAAACAAAAAACAAACCUUUAACAAGAAUAUAGUUUAUAGGUCAAUUA
Messenger RNA from Patella vulgata (common limpet), 9627 nucleotides. Its product is annotated as CCR4-NOT transcription complex subunit 1. The record is from RefSeq and is a predicted model, not a curated record. Lineage: Eukaryota; Metazoa; Mollusca; Gastropoda; Patellidae. Gene Ontology annotation, molecular function: molecular adaptor activity. The coding region runs from base 184 to 7257 and encodes 2357 amino acids. The transcript has a single exon. Gene Ontology annotation, biological process: nuclear-transcribed mRNA catabolic process, deadenylation-dependent decay. Gene Ontology annotation, cellular component: P-body; CCR4-NOT core complex.